UCGCGUCCCCCGACAUCGAGAUCCCACUUAUCCCCACCGUGCGGUCCGCAUCCUACGGCAGGGAAGCCAUGGCGGAGACACUCGUCUUCAAGGGCACGAUGCGGGGCCACUCGGACGUGGUGACGGCGAUCGCCACCCCGUUGGACAACUCCGACAUGAUCGUCUCCUCCUCCCGCGACAAGUCCGUCCUCGUCUGGCACCUCACCAAGGCCUCCCCGGUCGCCGUCGCCGGCGACUCCUCCGCCACCUCCGCCGUUCCCUCUUACGGCGUCCCCCGCCGGCGCCUCACCGGCCACUCCCACUUCGUCGAGGACGUGGUCCUCUCCUCCGACGGCCAGUUCGCCCUCUCCGGCUCCUGGGACGGCGAGCUCCGCCUCUGGGACCUCGCCACCGGCACCACCACCCGCCGCUUCGUCGGCCACAGCAAGGACGUCCUCUCGGUGGUCUUGUCCGUCGACAACCGGCAGAUCGUCUCUGCCUCCCGCGACCGGACCAUCAAGCUCUGGAACACCCUCGGGGAGUGCAAGUACACCAUCCAGGACGCCGAUGCUCACACCAACUGGGUCAGCUGCGUCCGCUUCAGCCCCAACACCAGCCAGCCCACCAUCGUGUCCGGCUCUUGGGACCGCACCGUCAAGGUCUGGAACCUCACCAGCUGCAAGCUCCGCAGCACUCUCACAGGCCACGGCGGCUACGUGAACGCCGUCGCCGUCAGCCCCGACGGGUCCCUCUGCGCCAGUGGCGGGAAGGACGGGGUCGCGCUGCUCUGGGACUUGGCGGAGGGGAGGAGGCUCUACUCGCUCGACGCCGGGGCCAUCAUUCAUGGUCUCUGCUUCAGCCCCAGCAGGUACUGGCUCUGCGCUGCCACCCAGGACAGCGUCAAGAUCUGGGACCUCGAGAGCAAGUCCAUCGUCCAGGAUCUGAGGCCAGAGAUGCCCACCAGCAAGAACCAGGUGCUGUUUCGAUGA
Molecule: messenger RNA, 968 nt
Organism: Elaeis guineensis (African oil palm)
Lineage: Eukaryota; Viridiplantae; Streptophyta; Magnoliopsida; Arecales; Arecaceae
Source: RefSeq, a predicted model, not a curated record